AUGGAACUUCUGCAACGGCAAGUACUAGCACAUCAACAACGCAAGGUCGACGAGUGGCAGUUCCUGCUUCCAGGAGGGGACAUGGAUCCUGGAACCUCUUCGACGGCGACACGUCCUAGUCGUGGACGUGGGUCUCGCGGUCGUGGACGUGGGUCUCGCGGUCGUCCGCGAGGAUCUAGAGUUGACUCUCGUGGGAAUCGCUCUACGAGUACGAACUUAUCCACGGAUGUCAGCAACACGGUACCAAGAGUGUGUGUUUGCGGUCUAAAUGCCGUACAAAGAACUGUGCUGAAGGAAGGUCCUAACAAGGGAAAGAAGUUCUGGUGCUGCUCCAAACCAAUGGGACAACCCGAUAAGUGCAACUUUUUUGAAUGGGUGGUAUAG
Messenger RNA from Strongylus vulgaris, 384 nucleotides. Lineage: Eukaryota; Metazoa; Nematoda; Chromadorea; Rhabditida; Strongylidae. The record is from the annotation of a GenBank genome assembly.